AUGGUUUGCCGGUUCCACCGCACCGGUUUAUGGGUUCUACCACCAUGGUUUGCCAGUUCUACUGUUGCGGUUUACCGGCUCUACCAUCACGGUUUACCAGUUGUACCACACCAGUGUGCCGGUUCUACUGUGCCAAUUUGCCAACUCUACCGCCACGGUUUACUGGUUCUACCGCUGUGGUUUGCCGGUUCUGCCGCCAUAGUUUACCAGUUUUACCGUGCCGGUUCUGCCAUGACUGUUUGGCAGUUCUACCGCCAGGGUUUACUGGUUCUACUGCCGUGGUUUGCUGGUUUGACCAUGCUGGUUUGCCGGUUCUACCACCAUGGUUCACCGGUUCUACCACACCGGUUUGCCAACUCUACCACUACGGUUUGCCGGUUCUACCGUGCCGGUUUGCUGACUCUACCAGCACAGUUUGCCGGUUCUACCACCACGGUUUACUGGUUCUACUGCCACAGCACCGAACCGGGAGCGGUGCGCAUCGUCUGCGGUCACCACAACUGGAUCGCGGUGGCUUACGCCCAGUUCCUGGUCUGCUAUAGGAUGAAGGAGACCUCGGGGUGGCAGCAGGUCUUCUCCAGCCCCCGCCUGGACUGGCUCAUCGAGCGGGUGGCCCUCAACGCCAAAGUCCUCGGCGGAGCGUUGGGGGACCACGACAAGAUGGUGGCGGUGGCCUCCGGCAACGAGAUCAUCCUCUGGGCCCUGCAAGCUGACGGCAACGGCAACGAGAUCGGCGUCUUCCACCUGGGAGUGCCGGUGGAAGCCCUCUUCUUCGUGGGCAACCAACUCAUCGCCACCAGCCACACCGGCAAAAUCGGCGUCUGGAACGCCGUCACCAAACACUGGCAGAUCCAAGAGGUGGUCCCCAUCAACAGCUACGACGCCGCCGGCACCUUCCUCCUCCUCGGCUGCAACAACGGCUCCAUCUACUACGUGGACGUCCAGAAGUUCCCCCUGCGCAUGAAGGACAACGACCUGCUGGUGACGGAGCUUUACCGCGACCCCACCGAAGACGCCGUCACUGCACUCAGCGUCUACCUCACCCCCAAAACCAGUGACAGCGGUAACUGGAUCGAGAUCGCUUACGGCACCAGUUCCGGCGUCGUACGGGUCAUCGUCCAACACCCCGAAACGGUGGGAUCUGGUCCUCAACUCUUCCAAACCUUCACCGUCCACCGCAGUCCCGUCACCAAAAUUAUGCUGUCGGAGAAACACCUCAUCUCCGUUUGUGCCGACAACAACCACGUCCGCACGUGGACGGUGACGCGCUUCCGCGGCAUGAUCUCCACCCAACCCGGUUCCACGCCCUUGGCUUCCUUCAAAAUCCUUUCCUUGGACGAUCUGGAGUCGCCCUCCUCCUGCGCCGCCGGCGGCGACAUCGGACCCUUCGGCGAGCGGGACGAGCAGCAGGUCUUCAUCCAACGGGUUGUGCCGGACGCGUGCCAACUCUUCGUCCGCCUUUCCUCCACCGGCAAACGGUGA
Molecule: messenger RNA, 1482 nt
Organism: Charadrius vociferus (killdeer)
Lineage: Eukaryota; Metazoa; Chordata; Aves; Charadriiformes; Charadriidae
Product: SH3KBP1-binding protein 1-like
Exons: 10
Coding region: 1-1482 (493 amino acids)
Molecular function (GO): protein binding
Source: RefSeq, a predicted model, not a curated record